GCCGAAAGUGUUUAUCUGAUGUAGAAAAUACAUUAAGUUGUGAUGUAGAUGCCAGCAGAAGGCCCGUUCUCCUUUUUUCUGCCCACUGGGAACAGGUUUUUCAAGUUACUGGGCAAUAACAUCAUGAAAUACAAUGGUUAUAUAUCAUAGCAAUCACUUAUGUGCUUGAGAAUACCUGUAUGCUACCAUUAAGCACAGAAUGGCAGAAACGACAAUUGCUGAGCCAAAGAGUUUUGACACUGAAGUUUAUAUGGAACACAAUGAGAGCGAGUUGAAAUUCCUUGAUAUACCAUGGGAAGAUGUGGUGUUCAAGUACAUUAUGCCUUGCCUUCCUCUCCAGACAAAGUUUCAGAUGAGGAGAGUUUCCAAGCAGUGGUUAGAGAUGGUCACCCUGUAUUUUAGCAUUAACAAGACAGUAAAUACUUGUCGUAUUGCUAACAAAAUGACAGUAGGUGCUCUGUCCAUCAUGACAAGAAACAACUCAAGUCUUCAAGAUCUUGUAUUGCGCAACUCUAAAGAUUGGCUGACUGAUGCUGUAUUAAUGCCUGUUUUAAAACAAAAUCCCAAGCUUCAACAAAUGGAUAUUUCCAAUUGUUCUUUUGUGACUAAUAGUUCUCUCCAAGUAUUGGGAGUAAACUGUCAGAAUGUGAAAGUUGUCUCCCUUAGUGACUGUCACUGGGUCAGUGUUGAUGGAUUGACAGUGUUAGCCAUGCAAUGUGUCAAUUUAGAAAGCCUCGAUCUCACUGGAUGUUGGGGUGUCAAUGAUGAAGCAAUCACACUUCUUGCCAUACGUUGUAAAAAGUUGAGGUAUUUGUCAAUGGCCAAAAUCUAUGGACUCACAGAUUAUGCAAUGGCAAUUCUGGCCAGAGAGGCCACUUCAUUAUGUCACCUUAAUAUUAGGGGAUGCUGGAGACUCUCAGAUGAUUCUAUUGGGAUUCUAGCAGAAUAUGCCAAAAAUCUGAAAGCUUUAGAGGCACGUGAAUGUAGAGAUAUUACUGAAAACAGUCUGUAUAAGCUCCGAAAUAGAGGAGUCAAAAUUGACGUUCGACCACCACAACCUCCCAGAGGACUGGCAGGGCUCCGGCACAGAAAACCGUGUCUGAACAUACAGAUUUAAAAUUGUUCAAUUUUACAAUUUUAGCUCAUCUCAACAAAGUUGGGGGAGCUUGUGUAAUGCCCUUGGUGUCGGCGUCCCAAGUUAAAGUUUUUGGAGCAGAUUUCUUUUCAAGUACUUCUAUGCCCUGUAUUAAUCAGAGAUGCAUGGAGGAUGCUUCUAGUGUGUUUCAUUAUACCAGUCAAGGUUUCAGAUGCUGCAAAUUCAGCUAAAGAAUGACCAGGUUAAAGUUUUUGGAGCAGAUCUCAUUUCCAAGUAACUAUAAGCCCUAUGUUGACCAAACUUGCAUGGUUGAUAAACUAAGGAUGCACAGGCUUGCUACGGAUGCUCGAUCCGACCUACAUUUUCCGGAUCUUAUUUCCAAGAAACUAUAAGCCUUAUAUUGACCAAACUUGCAGGGAUGAUACACCUAAGGAUGCACACUACAGGACUUGCUUCGGAUGCUAGAUCUGACCUACAUUUUCCGGAUGAGUGACCAGGUUACAGUUUUUGGAGCAGAUCUCAUUUCCAAGUAACUAUAAGUCCUAUGUUGACCAAACUUGCAUAGAUGAUACAUCUAAGGAUGCUCAAUACUGGACUUGCUUCAGAUCUGGAUCUAACCUACAUUUUCCGGAUGAGUGACCAGGUUACAGUUUUUUGAGCAGAUCUCAUUUCCAAGUAACUAUAAGUCCUAUGUUGACCAAACUUGCAUAGAUGAUACAUCUAAGGAUGCUCACUACUGGACUUGCUUCAGAUCAGGAUCUGACCUACAUUUUCUGGAUGAGUGACCAGGUUAAAGUUUUUGGAGCAGAUCUCAUUUCCAAGUAACUAUUAGCUAUAUCUUGACCAAACUUGCAUGGAUGAUACAUCUAAGGAUGCACACUGGACUUGCUUUGGAUGCUGGAUCUGACCUACAUUUUCCAGAUGGGUGACAAGGUAGAUUUUUUUUUCACUUUACUAAAUCUGUGCCAAGAAGCUAGUCAUAAUUUAAUAUAAAUUUCAGUUCCCCCUUUUGGUAGAGAAAUGUACAGUUUGAAAAAAAAAACCAAACAUGAUGUUGACAUCAUUGUAUCAUACACAAGUGGGCAUCACAGCCCUUGGUCUCCAUAGUAUACUAAAUUAUUGUUAAAUUGUUGUAUUUUAUCUGUCUAUUGCAAUUGUUACCAAUUAAGAACUGAUGAUCUUUACAAGCAAUUGAAAAUUGUAUUUUGUGAAAAUUUAUCAUUUAAUAUUUUUAUUUUGAAUAAAAAUAUGUUUACAU
Messenger RNA from Saccostrea echinata, 2354 nucleotides. Its product is annotated as F-box/LRR-repeat protein 15-like. The coding region runs from base 200 to 1117 and encodes 305 amino acids. Lineage: Eukaryota; Metazoa; Mollusca; Bivalvia; Ostreida; Ostreidae. The transcript has 5 exons. The record is from RefSeq and is a predicted model, not a curated record.